AUGGCGGAGCCCCCAUUCAAAAUUGACAACUGGCAAUUGGCCGCGGCCGAGCGACGGCAGAGUCUCUACGAAAGUAUUCCCAAUGACUAUCGGCUACCUACGAAUCUUUCAGACCUGGCUAUUGCCGGCUUGUUGAGACCUGAAGACCAGGCUGUGCUCCAAUGCGGGAUCUUGUCUGAUUUGGACAUGGAAAUCACAAAUAUUACAGAUGCUCCAACACUUGUGUCGUUGAUGGCUAGUAGACAAUAUACUGCAGUCCAGGUCACACAAGCAUUCUGCAAACGAGCAGCUAUUGCGCAACAAUGUCUCGGUUGUUUGACCGUCUUCUUGUAUGAAAGUGCUAUGAGGAGGGCGACGGAGCUAGAUGACUACAUGGCACAAACAGGGAAGUCAGUAGGAAUCUUGCAUGGCUUGCCUAUCUGUUUGAAGGAUAUUUUCGACAUCCAAGGUCAGCCUACAACAGUGGGCUUAGUGUCUUGGUUACCUUACAUAGCAACAAAAAACGCGACCAUCACAGACAGCAUCAUUGCCGCCGGCGGAAUUCUAUUGGCAAAAACAUCGACUUCUCAAGCGUGUCUGAUGGUGGAAUCCAUUAACAACAUAUUCGGCACUGUGAGAAAUCCGUACAACCCCCAACUCAGUGCCGGUGGAUCUUCGGGAGGUGAAGCAGCACUUGUGGCUGCGAAAGGAAGCAUUCUGGGCUCCGGGACUGACGGCGGAGGAAGUAUUCGCUUCCCAGCUGCAUUCUGCGGACUAUGGGGAAUUAAAUGCUCCAAGGGACGUAUUCCGGCUGGUGGGUGCAGCGGUCCAAAAUCUGGCAACGAAUCAGUGAACUCAGGGUUUGGUCCUUUAGCCAAGACCGUGGCGUCUUUAGAAGUGUGGUUACGUGCACAGCUAGCUUCACAACCAUGGGAUGUGGAUUCUAGUUGCAUUCCAAUGAAAUGGGAUGUUUCUAGAGCUGAAAGGGCUCAAGGACCACUUACUAUAGCUGUUAUCUGGGAUGAUGGUGUAGUAAAACCCGCACCUCCAGUUGUGCGGGCGCUUAAGAUUGUUGUAGACUUACUCAAGAAAAAUGGACAUAGAAUUGUACAUUUGCCCGAAGAAAAGAUAAAAGACGUUCACCGUCGGGCUACCUCGUGCUUUAUGAUGUCAAAUGUUCAAGACGGAGGCUUUACCGUAAUGAAACAUAUUGAUUCAUCUGGAGAGCCAGUCGUUCCUCGCACAGCAACAGGUUCAUUAGAAUCACGCCUAACAGCUCGCGAAAUAUUUGACAAUCAUUUGCUCCGAAGCUCCCUUGGAGAUGAAUAUAAUGAUCUGUGGCAACAUCACCAAAUGGAUGCUAUUUUGGCACCAGCUGUUGCGCACCCUGCACCGCCCCAUGGUAAAUACAUCAGCAAUUCAUAUGCCUCUAUAUACAACAUGUUGGAUUAUGUCACUGGGUGCAUCCCCGUUGGCAGUGUUGACUUGGAGCUGGACAAGGCCCCUCCUGAGUGGUAUCAGCGUCAACCAUAUGACAGAAUCGAGCCAGUGCGGUUCCCGUACGACUUGGGGGAUAAAGAAAUGAUGGAUUUGUAUUCCUCUCCUGAAGUUUUUAAGAAUUCACCCAUCGGGGUGCAAAUUGUUUGCCGGAGGCUAAAAGAGGAAAAAUGCAUUGGAAUUCUCAAAGAGAUUGAACGAAUCCAACGAGAGGGUCUCGUCUCGAUAUAG
Talaromyces atroroseus is the source of this 1707-nucleotide messenger RNA. RefSeq lists its product as hypothetical. Lineage: Eukaryota; Fungi; Ascomycota; Eurotiomycetes; Eurotiales; Trichocomaceae. Bases 1 to 1707 code for a protein of 568 amino acids. The transcript is spliced from 3 exons. The record is from RefSeq and is a predicted model, not a curated record.